AUGGCGCCGCCAAACACCACCCCGAAGCAAGCGUCUUCGCGGCUUCUGACCAUGAAGUUCAUGCAACGCGCCGCUGCCUCACAAUCUUCUCCCAAAGAAUCCCCUUCCACGCCAAACGGCCCGCCCGCCAAGCGCCAGCGCACCUCCGCAGCGUCUUCCCCCGCAACGCCCUCGGACCUCGAAGCCGUCAACGCCGCGAUCGCCGCCGAAGAGCUCAAGCGCACCAAAGCCAUUGACCGCGCCGCCGCGGAGGCGGGCGAAACCCGCUGGGUCUUGUCCUUCCGCGAGCCUGAGAAAGAGGCGCGCCAGAUGAACCCUUUGCGCGUCAUGAGCGCCGGCUACGCAGCCUUGGACAACGGCGACGACAGCGACGAGGAUGAUGACGCGCCGCAGGUGGGCCGCAUGUCGUUCGGCAAGAAGCCGGCGCCGGCGAAGAAAGACGACGACAGCGAGAGUGAUGAGGAAAGCAGCAGUGAGAGCGACGAGGACGAGGACCCGGCUGCGAAGAUGAUUCGUGAGGCGCGCAAGCAGGCGGCGAGGGAGAAGAGGAUGGAGAAGAAGAGGGCCCAGAUGGAGAAGGCCGCCCAGUUGGCACAGGAGCGGAGGAACAAGUCUCCUCACGUCAAACUGAACAAACUGACCAGCAUCUCCAAUUCUGGCAGUGGGGGCUCGCAGAAUUCAAAUAUGGAGUGCUUUGCUUGCGGCAAGAAAGGCCACGCAAGGGCGGACUGUCCGAAUCGGAAGAAAAGGAGGAACUGA
Diplodia corticola is the source of this 759-nucleotide messenger RNA. Its product is annotated as zinc knuckle protein. Bases 1 to 759 code for a protein of 252 amino acids. The record is from RefSeq and is a predicted model, not a curated record. Gene Ontology annotation, molecular function: zinc ion binding; nucleic acid binding. The transcript is spliced from 2 exons. Lineage: Eukaryota; Fungi; Ascomycota; Dothideomycetes; Botryosphaeriales; Botryosphaeriaceae.